Molecule: messenger RNA, 477 nt
Organism: Fraxinus pennsylvanica
Lineage: Eukaryota; Viridiplantae; Streptophyta; Magnoliopsida; Lamiales; Oleaceae
Source: the annotation of a GenBank genome assembly
AUGUCAUCGUCUUCUUCCUCUUCCUCGCCUUCCUCUUCCUUCGAGUCGGAAAUGGAGGAGCUCCGACGGUUAGAAAAUGCUCCACCGUUCUGGAAGAAUCCUAAGGCAAAGAGAUUAUCAAAGCAGCUCUCCAUGUUAGAAACUCCUCGUGAUAUUGCAUGGGAGAAGCGGCGCCGUCAGAUUUUCAUGCAAGAGCGGAAGAAAAACGGUAUAAACGACUCUGGAGACUUGACAGACGAGGAUUUGAGCGAGCUAAAAGGGUGCAUAGAACUCGGGUUCGGGUUCAAUGAAGAACAAGGACAAAAGCUGUGCAACACAUUGCCUGCCCUUGACCUUUAUUUUGCGGUGAACCGCAAUUUUUCAAUGAGCCCGAUAUCGAGUCCAAACAGUACCGAGUCUGCACCCGCUCUUGGCGGCCGGUCUACGUCGUUUGGGAGCGACUCCGCUGAUUCAUGGAAGAUUUGCAGUCCUGGUUAG